This is a messenger RNA of Striga asiatica, 1587 nucleotides long. NCBI's taxonomy places the organism in Eukaryota, Viridiplantae, Streptophyta, Magnoliopsida, Lamiales, Orobanchaceae. The record is from the annotation of a GenBank genome assembly.
AUGCAAUCGUUUGUGGAGGUUCAAUCAAUGGCGACCAGAUACUUCUCCGCCUACGCUUCCAUGGCGGCCACCGUCAUGCUCUUCCGAUCGAUCGCCAACGACGCCAUCCCGCAGCCGAUCCGAUCCUUCUUCCUCUACACCGUCGGCCCUUACCUCCUCCGCCUCCUCCGCCAGUUCUUCCCUUCCUCCGACAAACCCGAACGCACGACCCUCGUCGUCGACGAAAAGGCCGGCCUCCUCCCAAACCAGAUCUACGAAUCCGCCGAGAUCUACCUCCAAACCAAACUCCGCCCGGACUCAGACCGCCUUCGGGUCCACAAGACCGCCAAACAGAAGACCAUCACCCUCGGUCUUGUCCAGAACCUGCCGGUCGAGGACCGGUUCGCCGGCUUCGACCUGACUUGGCAGUUUGUCCACGUCGAGCCGGACCACUCAUCCGAGAACUACCGUCAGGAGAAGCGCUACUUUGAACUGUCGUUCGACAAGUCAAACCGGGAGACCGUGGUCAACGACUACCUCCCUGUAGUCCUCCUGAGGGCCAAGGAGAUAAAGGAGAAGGAUCGACCCGUGAGGCUGUACUCCACCUCCACUCGCCAGUACUCUGGCGGCAGCGAAGAUGAUUACGACUACGGCGCUGGCCGGUCCGGAAUGUUGGGUUACGUGAACCUUGACCACCCAGCCACUUUCGAGACCCUAGCAAUGGACCCGGGCCUGAAACGGGCCGUGAUCGAGGACCUCGACCGGUUUGUGAGAAGGAAGGAUUACUACAGAAGAGUAGGCAAGGCUUGGAAGAGGGGUUAUCUCCUGUACGGCCCGCCUGGGACUGGAAAAUCGAGCCUCGUGGCAGCCAUGGCCAAUUACCUCAAGUUUGACGUGUAUGACCUCGAGCUCACGGGGAUGUACUCGAACAUGGAUUUGCGAACGAUGCUUCUCAACACUAAUAACCGGUCCAUUGUGGUGAUUGAGGACAUUGACUGCAGUCGCCAGAUGCAGAGUAGAAAUUGUAGAAAUCUCCAAGAAUCACAAGAGGAUGAGCAGCUGACUUUGUCGGGCCUACUGAACUUCAUAGACGGGCUUUGGUCGACUUGUGGUGAUGAGAGGAUAAUUGUUUUCACCACUAAUCACAAGGAAAAAAUCGACCCUGCACUUUUACGGCCCGGGCGAAUGGACAUGCACAUUCACAUGGGUUACUGCACGGCACAAGGUUUCGAAACCUUGGCAAAGAACUACUUGGGAGUAGUGGAGGAUCAUCAUCCGAUGUUUGGUGAGAUUAAGGAUUUGAUUGGAGAGGUUGAGAUAACGCCGGCUGAGGUGGCGGAGCACUUGAUGAGGAACGAGGAUGCUGACAUGGCACUUGAAGGUGUGGUGGACUUGUUGAAGAAGAAGAGGGAUGAGAAGAUUAAUAAUGGGAGAACAGAGGACAAGAAUAAAAGCAAGGAUGAUGAUGGGGCUGAUUGUGAGGAAAAUAAAAUCGAUCCUUCUGGAUAUGGACAUGAUGAGUUUGCGAAUGGAUAUGGACCUCUAAAUGAAAUUGCGAAUAUAUGUGCAGCUGCUCUAUCUGGAUGUGGAUAUAGUGAUGAAGAUUAA